Messenger RNA from Erythranthe guttata (spotted monkey flower), 743 nucleotides. RefSeq names its product calcineurin B-like protein 4. Lineage: Eukaryota; Viridiplantae; Streptophyta; Magnoliopsida; Lamiales; Phrymaceae. Gene Ontology annotation, molecular function: kinase binding; calcium ion binding. The record is from RefSeq and is a predicted model, not a curated record. Gene Ontology annotation, biological process: calcium-mediated signaling.
CGAUGGGGUGUGUUUGCACGAAGAAACGACGCAUAUUCGAAGACCCGUCCCUUCUUUCCUCUCAAACAAUAUUUACUGUCAAAGAGAUCAAAGCGUUAAACGAGCUGUUUCGAAAACUGGGCAGCACUUUCGUCGACGAUGGCUUCAUUAACAGAGAAGAAUUUAAACUUGGAUUGUUUAGGAAUAGCAACCAUCACUCUCUUCUUGCAGAUAGGAUGUUCGAUAUGUUCGACUCCAAAAACGAUGGGGUGAUAGAUUUCGGCGAGUUCGUCAGAUCACUCAGCGUAUUCCACCCCGAUACUCCUCAACAAGACAAAGCUAUUUUUGCGUUUAAGUUAUACGACACUAGAGGAAACGGAUACAUUGAAAAAGACGAGGUUAAGGAGAUGAUAAUCGAGUUGCUUAACGAGUCGAACUUGAUACUGCCUGACAACAUUAUCGAAGCUAUAAUCGAUAAGACAUUUGAGGAAGCGGAUACGGAAAACGAUGGGAGGAUAGACAUCGAAGAAUGGCAAGCGUUUGCGGAUCGAAGACCGUCCUUGUUAAGGAACAUGACUAUUCCUUACUUGAAGGACUUACCAGCUACAUUUCCGAGUUUUGCAACGAUACCGGAAAGAUUCGAUGAAAUUACGACGUGAAAUUAAACUUUUGUUCCAUGAUAUGAAAUGUUUCAAUCUGUCAAUAAGUUUUUUUCUUUUUUUUUUUUUGGCAGAAAUUCUUGAAAUAAAAUAAUUUAUUUAUUA